Molecule: messenger RNA, 1242 nt
Organism: Andrographis paniculata
Lineage: Eukaryota; Viridiplantae; Streptophyta; Magnoliopsida; Lamiales; Acanthaceae
Product: truncated transcription factor CAULIFLOWER A-like
Exons: 9
Coding region: 186-944 (252 amino acids)
Biological process (GO): positive regulation of transcription by RNA polymerase II
Cellular component (GO): nucleus
Molecular function (GO): protein dimerization activity; RNA polymerase II cis-regulatory region sequence-specific DNA binding; DNA-binding transcription factor activity, RNA polymerase II-specific
Source: RefSeq, a predicted model, not a curated record
AAGAAAGAAAAGCAAAGCAAAGGCAAGUAAGUUUCACCAGAAGAGGGCACAAAAACCCAUUUUUUUUCACCAAAAGGGACAUUCAGAUCCAGAGAGAGCACUUGUGGAAGGCAGAUAGAUAUGUGAAUCACAGAAGCUCUCCCCUACAUUUACCAACAGAAGAAGGAGUUGUAAUAAUAUUAAUAAUGCGGAGAGGGAAGGUACAGCUGAGGAGAAUAGAGAACAAGAUCAACAGACAGGUGACUUUCUCCAAGAGAAGAGUGGGUUUGCUCAAGAAGGCUCAUGAGAUCUCUGUGCUUUGCGAUGCUGAAGUUGCUCUCAUCGUCUUCUCCCACAAGGGGAAGCUCUUCGAGUAUUCUACUGAUUCCUGCAUGGACAGGAUCCUGGAGAAGUAUGAAAGAUACUCAUUUGCUGAAAGACAAUUAGUUCCUGAUGAGCCUCAGUCGCCUGCAAAUUGGACACUGGAAUACAGCAAACUCAAGGCAAGAAUUGAGCUCUUGCAGAGAAAUCACAGGCAUUAUAUGGGUGAAGAACUGGAAAACAUGAGCUCAAAAGAUCUUCAAAAUCUGGAGCAACAACUCGACACUGCUCUUAAGAACAUCCGAUCUCGAAAAAAUCAGCUCUUGCAUGACUCCAUAGUAGAGUUGCAGAAAAAGGAGAAGGCUAUUCAGGAGCAAAACAGAAUGCUGGAGAAGAAGAUUAAGGAAAAGGAAAUGGAAAGGCAACAGCAAACACAAUGGGAACAGCCGCAGCAUAACCACUGCAGCAAUGCACCACAAGCUCUUGUAUCGUUGCCGCCGACUCCGCCUUCCUUCUUAAUGCCAUCUGAGCUUUCUACCUUAAACAUCAAUGGAGGCGGCGCAUACGGAGAUCAAGCAAGGAGGAACGAGCUCGACCUCACUCUCGACUCGCUCUAUUCGCCGCAUAUGGGAUGCUUCACAUAAUGGCAAUGGCAAUGGCAAUUGGAAAUUGAAAUUUUCAGGUUGAUCAUGCAAAUGGGAGCAAUAAGGUAACCAGGGAUAUAUGUUUGAUGUUCAAUAAUGAAUGAUUAAGAUGAUGAUCUGUGUCCUAUAUAUAUGUUGUAAUUGAAUUUGCUACUGCUCUUGAUUAUAUUUCAUCACUAUCAUUGUAUGUGUCAUGAUUAAAUGUAUUCUGGGCAAUAUGUGUAUAUCCAUAAAAGGCCUUCUGCUGUAAGAACAUAUUUAUUGUUUCUAUUGUCUUUUAAGAUUAUGUAAAAUGACU